Molecule: messenger RNA, 4535 nt
Organism: Entelurus aequoreus (snake pipefish)
Lineage: Eukaryota; Metazoa; Chordata; Actinopteri; Syngnathiformes; Syngnathidae
Product: peptidyl-prolyl cis-trans isomerase FKBP14-like
Exons: 4
Coding region: 116-751 (211 amino acids)
Molecular function (GO): peptidyl-prolyl cis-trans isomerase activity; calcium ion binding
Source: RefSeq, a predicted model, not a curated record
AAGUUUGGUGCCACGUAGUUAUCCUAAACACCACUAUAGUACUGUAUUUACUUUGUUCAUUUAAUUUAAGGAACUCUUUCACAAAAAUCUGUGAGUACGCUUUCUAAGUGACAAGAUGAUAUGUUUUUCUAUUUGUUCGCUGUUAUCGUUUGUAACAAUGCUAACCCAUGGAGCCAAGCUGCCUGACCCUGAGGUGAAAAUAGAAGUUCUGCAUAAACCUCUCAUGUGUUACCGCAAGACAAAAUAUGGAGACAUGCUUCUUGUCCAUUAUGAGGGAUACCUGGAGAGCAAUAGCACCAUGUUUCACUCCAGCCGCACGGAAGGGGAUAAAAACCCAAUGUGGUUCACCUUGGGGAUCCGAGAGGCUCUCAAGGGCUGGGAUAAGGGGUUGAAGAACAUGUGCACAGGAGAGCGCCGGAAACUGACCAUCCCUCCAGCUCUUGCCUACGGGAAGGAAGGGAAAGGCAAGAUCCCUCCGGGCAGCACCCUCGUAUUUGACAUCGAGCUCAUCGAUAUCCGCAAUGGGCCACGAUCGCACGAUUCCUUCCGGGAGAUGGAUCUCAACGAUGACUGGAAGCUCUCCAGGCAGGAGGUGAAGGCGUACCUGAAGAAGGAGUUUGAGAAGCACGGUUACUCACCGAACGACACGCACCACGAAGUGAUGGUAGAGGACAUCUUUAAAAAUGAGGACGAGGACAAAGACGGUUUCAUUUCCACCAGAGAAUUCACUUAUCAACACGACGAACUGUAAAGGACGCACAUGCAGGCAGGACAAGUUGCAUGUAUUUUCAUUUUACCUCUUGAUUUAACUUGAAAGCUUUACGUUGGUUUUAGUGAAAUGUAUUCAUGUGCACAUUCAACAUGCACUGAAAAUGUCACGACAGAUGUAUUUAAAAUGGAAUUUUACUUGUUUUCCCUUUGGAAUGUAAAAAAAAAUAUUUAAAAUAGUAUUGUCAAAGGAUUUAUUUGUUAAAAUCAAAUUAAUCACGAUUAACCACAGUACAUUUCCUGCUUACAUGAUUUAAACCAGAGGGUUCGUAAGUUCGUAACCUUUUUUUUACCUUAGGGCCCAACUUUUCCACCACAGAGAGGCCUGGGCCCACUCAAAUUUUAACACUAAAUUAGUCAUCUUACUCUUGAUUUUAAUGAUAUGCAAUAAUUAUAUCUAACCUACUUACAGUUGAACAAGAUAAACCCUGUCAUUUGAUAUAAAAGCAUGUGUUAAUCACAAAGAUUAUUAUCAAGGCUUAGGUCAGGCUGAUUACAAAGAUAAAUACUACGGUUAUUGAAUAUACAGCAAAAUAAGUGACUCAUAAAAACUGAUGAAAAAUACAUUUAUAUACAAUUACGCAGUGUUAAAAUAAAUCUAUUCUAACUAAUAAUAAUAUAUAUGUAUCAAUAAAAUUAAAACGCAAAUGAAGACAAUGCAGCUUCACCAAUUUAGUCAUAUUUUUUGUGCUUAAGAAACUUUUCUAAGACUUUAGCUCCAGACUUCUUCUGUUUGUUUGAUAUUUUCUUUACUGCCACAAGUGGAGGAAAAGUGUAUUACCGCUGAGUACCGCUGAAGCCCAUACGGACCACAGCUUAGGAACAGAUAUUUUUGGCAGCCCAACAAUGGCUAGGAAACACUGAUUUAAACAAACAGAAAAAAGACCCCAAAAUUUUGACGCUAAUGCAAUUUUAUUGUCAGAAUGUCAUACACAUAUUUAACAAUUUUAGCUUAAAUGUAUGCCUUUUUUAUUUGCUCAAAACCUGGAAAUUUACCAGCAAGUUAAACAGUCAGUUUCCUUACUCAUCUCUGCACUGACAUAUGCAUUGACCUGAUCACUGACCGUAUAACAACCUGCGAAGAUUUUCAGGUAUUCAUACACAGUAAAGGAGCAUGUGCGCUCAAAAUAAAUUGCGUGAUUUUUCUGCAAAAAUACAUAAUUACAGUAAUGCCUUGUUGAUCGCUGUUAUUUGGUUCUGGACAUGACCACGAUAAAUUAAGUUCCGCGAAGUAGGAAUCAUUAAUUAUAAAUAUAAACAAAUAUUUUCAUAGCAAGAAGAACAUAAAACAACUAUUAUAAGAGCGUUUCUAGUUGUAACCUUUACACUUUUUUUACUCCAGUAUAGUAAUGCUGCCUGAUGCUGUGCCAAUCAGUGGCCACGAUACUAAACAAAGGGGACGGCGUGGCGCGGUUGGGAGAAUGGCCGUGCCAGCAACCUAUCGAUCCCCACCUUCUACCAACCUAGUCACGUCCGUUGUGUCCUUGAGCAAGACGCUUCACCCUUGCUCCUGAUGAGUUGUGGUUAGGGCCUUGCAUGGCAGCUCCCGCCAUCAGUGUGUGAAUGUGUGUGUGAAUGGGUGAAUGUGGAAAUAGUGUCAAAAGCGCUUUGAGUACCUUGAAGGUAGAAAAGCGCUAUACAAGUAUAACCCAUUUAAAGUGCUAUGAUUGGUUUGGUCUCCUCUAGUGGCCAAUACUACUGUAGUAUUGAUCAUUUAAGUUGAUUUAGCCAUUUUUAUGCUUAAUUAAGGCCCCCAAAUUAGUAAAAUAUGCUUUACAAAAAAUAAAAAAAUCUGCGAUGCGGUGAGGCCGCAAUGUUUGAAGCGUGAUGUGGCGAGGGAUGACUGUAAUGCAACAUUUUUUUUGUAAUUAAUCACAUGAGUAAAUGGAUUACAUUUAGCAGCCCUGAUUUUAAAACAAUGUGUGGUUUUUACGUCAAAUUUUUGUCUGACAGUUAUAAGGUGUGUAAAGUUCUGAUUGUUUUAGUAAAAUAGUUUGUGCUGUUAAAAACGGUCCUUUGUGCUACUUUAGUUUUUGAGUUAUUGAAUAACCGAGCCCCAUUUUCUCCAAAUGAAAGCAACAUAUCUUCACUAAUCAAUAGACUUAGACAAACUUUAUUGAUCCACAAGGGAAAUUGUUCCACACAGUAGCUCAGUUCCAAAGGAUGGAAAGGGCAAUGCAGGUAUAAAGUAGACAAAAAAUUUACCAUAGUAGCAAUAUAAAAUAUAACAUAUGUAAUGUUUACAUAUUAUAUAUAUACAGUAUAUAAUAUAUACUGAUAUAUUAUAUUAUUAUAUUAUACCAGCGACCCCGAAAGGGACAAGCGGUAGAAAAUGGAUGGGUGGAUUAUAUUUUUAUAUAUAGUAUUGCGUUUGGGCUGGACUGUGGCGUUAAAAUGACCGAUUUUGUUGUUAUUCUCAUUUGUUAUUCAAGACAGUGAUACCUCGGUUUUCGUACGUCCCAAUUUGUGCAUGAUUUUGUUUUGGAGGAAUACUUUGAACGAAAGUUUGCCCAGAUUUUCUAUUUUCAUUUAACGUUACCGUAUGGCCAAACAAUAUGCCUAACAUAGCGUAUUUUGCCAUGUAAUGAAGCACCCAAACAAAGAGUCGUGCGUGUCGGUGACUCAUCUCUGUGAAGAAUGAAUUGUGCUAUUUUGAGAGUUGGGCCACUGUGGAAAGAUUUGGGCCAACAUCUUCUUUAUUACAGUAUGUGUGUGUGCUUUGUGUGUUCAUAGAAUGCACACAAAACGAUGAACAAAUCUGUGUCUGUCUUCUUUAUUCAUGUCAAUGCAAGAUCUGUCAAGCACUGUGCUGCCCAUGCUUUGUUUACAUGGUGAGGCGUUCAAGUGAACUGCGUGACGAGCGUUAGGCAGUUACAGGCUUUCAGACGGUUGGUUUAUUGAGUACAGCUGCAAAAUAAGGCGCUAUCCACACAGGAACGUUUUUAGGUGGAAACUGUAAAGUUUUGAGCUCUGGGAGCCUGAAACGUUUUUUUAAUGGGAAAGUCUGAUAUUAUUAUUGUGUGGACAAGCAAUGAAACCACUACUUUUUGAUAACGAUGACCACAAGAAAGAGAGAAGUGAUGCAACAUCUGCUAACAACAACGAUUAACUUGGGUUUUAGUGAUGUCAUGUGUGUCACACUCAUCAUCUGACCUUGCAAAAGUCAGUUUUUUUGCGCCUCAGCCAUGCUCGUCAUAUUCUUAUUGUUUUUGUGUCAAGAUGACACCUUUUUUUUCUUUUGGUUAUUUUGGUGUUUCCAACGACUCUGUCUAUGUCUGCACUUGUGAUGAGGCAUUGUAGUACAGUACAUCAUUUUCACCCAGUACUGUGAUGCGUUCCUGUCUGACUGUGACUCGAUGUUGAUACGACACCAUGUGGUUGAGUUUGCAGAAGCUUACUGUGUGGAAAGGCCCAAGCCACCAUGGGGCCAAAGAAAGUUGCAAGUGCCAGCCCCUUUGAUUAAAAAAGGUAAAAAUCACUCUUGAAUUGAAGAAAUAGCUAAACACAGUGGUACCUCAACUUAAGAGUGUUUGGAGAUAAGAGUUGUCUCUCAGCUAAUUGUUAUGCUUUAAGCCGCAAACAAAAAUUUGAGUUACAAACAUCCCCGCCGUUAGUUGGUGUGGCAAAUGUCACAGUGAGUGACCUCAGUAAGAUCCAACCAAAACAUCCGGUAUAAGCUUUUAGCUAAAGAUGUGGACAACUUUGUUUUUCAAAUCAUGGGAAGGAAGAAAGUGAAUGUCAAGGACAGUGCUGGGAAGAAGUAUUUG